AAUAAAAAAAAAAAAUUUAUAUGAAGUUUUAAAAAAAGAAAACAAUAUUUCCGAAAAACUGCAAAUUUCCAAAAUGAAGUUAAUUUUUGGAUAUUUAAUAUUUGUGAUAUAUUUUGUUAAUUUAUCAAAAACCUAUAAUACAGAAUAUCGACGACAUUAUUCAUAUGAAUCGAAACCACAACAAUUAUGUUGUACUGGCGGAAUAACAUUAUCAUUAUGGGCACAUUCACAUUAUAAGGAUGUUAGAACUGUUGCAAAUAUUAUGCGUCAACAAUAUUUUAUAUUGACGCAAGGUGGCCAACAAUCAUCAAUUUCAACUCAUACUUAUCCUACUUACGGUGGUAAAACUGAAGAAGAAAUGAGUCUCAUUAUUAGACAACAUGUAGAAUAUAUUAUAAAAGAAGUUCAGAGUGGUCGUUUAACACAGAAUCAUGUUACUCAAACAAAUUUCUUUGAACAAGAAGCAUCUAAUCUUUUGGAACGUUUAGAAAAUGAACAAAAGCAAGCAUUUUCAACUGAUCAAGUUGAAACACUUGAUAAUUUCAAUAAUGUUCAUCAUAUUUCAUAUCCAACAGAAGUACAUACAAUUGGUGAUCAAACAUAUAUAAUGAAAAAGAAUUGUACAACAACUACAACAAAUAAUGCACCACCUAUAACUAUUAUAAGUGGCAAUGAAAGAGAAACAUAUAAUGAAGGUACAAGAAAUACUAAUCAUGUAACAGUACAUCAAAUUAAUCCAUAUUUACAAAGCUCAUCAAGACAUAGUAUUUAUAAUUACAUUAAUAGAAAAGAGUCUCAAGUACCAAAUUGGACACCACAGGUUAUUGUAAAUGAAGAGACAAGUAAUCAAUAUAAUAAUAUAAGAACAAAUUCACCAGCUGUUGUUAUUCCUGUUGCAUCAAAUUUAGAAUCACAAGUUGAGAAUUUUAAUACACAAAAUACUCAUCAUACAAAUUAUCAACCAAGUUAUUUCAAUACAGAAUCAUUUAAUUUAGAAAAUUCACAAGCAAUGGGACAAUCUCAUAUAAAUGCUUUCCAACCUGGUGGUCAUUCAACAGUUACUAUAAAACAAUUUAAUAGAACUGUAACAACUGGAAAUGAUGGUAGACCAAUUGUUGCGGGAGGUGAACGUGAAACAAUGAUUGAAAAUGGUAAAGUUGUUUAUAAUAAUUAUCGACCAUUUGGCAGUGUACAUGAACAUCAUAUGGAAGAAGAAAGUUGGAUGAAAAAUGAAAGAGAAAAACUGUUUUGGCUCUUCCAAAAUCAAAUUCUUUCAAAUACUGAACUUAAAAGAUGGCAAGCCGAACAAGAAGAUAGAUUACAUCAAUUGGCUUACAGUUAUAAUACAACAAUUGAAGAAAUUGAAGAAUGGCAACGUCGUGAACUUGAACGUUUUAAUGCAUUUGUUCAAGAGCAAACUAUAAUGACAGAAAAUUUAGAAGAGUGGCAGAGGAAAGAAAAAGCAAGACUACGAUGGUUAAUAGAACAAAAUUCUUUGACCGCAAAAGAACUUGAAAGUUGGCAAAGGAAAAAUCAAGAUUUGCUUAACUUAUUGGCCUCAGAAUAUAGAAUUUCAAUUUCUCAGCUUAAAGAGUGGCAAAAAAAGCAGCUUGAUCAAGUUUAUGAUGCGAUAAAUGUGCAAACUACUGAACUAGAUACACUCAAACAAUGGCAGAAUCAAGAACGGGACCGUUUAUAUUCUGUGAUAAGGCAACACAAUGUAACUGUAGAAGAACUUCAGGAGCAAAUAAGAAGAGAUCAAGAUCGCUUAAAAGAUCUUUCACAGCAGUAUCACGUUAAUAUUGCUGAAAUGGAAAAGUGGCUUAAGAAUGAACUGCAUCGCUUAACAACAAUCGUAAAUCAACAACAAGAAGAAAUCAAAAGAUUAACUGAAUGGCAAAGGCAGGAACGUCUACGCUUAGAACAUAUUACACAACAACACAACUUAACUGUUGAAGAACUAACAGAACAGUUAAGACAUGACAAGAAUUAUUUGAACAAUCUUGCCCAUAAAUAUCACGUAUCAAUUGAAGAGCUUGAAGAAUGGCAACGUAAAGAAAUUGAUCGUUUAAGAAAUAUUGGCACUAUUACAAUUGAAAAUCAACUUAAAGAAUGGCAACAAAGAGAACGAGAUCGUCUUAUGGUGAUUGCUCAACAGAAUGAUUACACAAUUGAAGAAUUUGAGAAGAAAAUUAAAGAAGACCGCAUUAAACUUCAACGUUUAGCCGAACAAUAUCAAGUACGAGUUGAAGAAGUUGAAGAUUGGAUUAAAAAGGAAAGUGGUCGCCUUCAUUCGCAAGGUCUCUUAAAAAGUGUUGAAGAAGAAUUAAAUGAAUGGCAAAAACGUGAACGUGAUCGUUUAUUAUUAAUUGUUAAACAAAAUGAAGUUAAUGUUGAGGAAUUAGAAAGAAGAAUUAAGAGUGAUAAUCAACAUUUACAUAAUUUAGCAAUGCAAUACCAAAUACAAGUACGUGAAAUUGAAGAAUGGAUUAAAAAAGAAGUUGAACGUUUAAAAUCGCAAGGAUUAGUGAAAAUUGAGAACCUUGAAGAAUGGCAAAAAGUUGAACGUAAUAGACUGAAUAAUUUUAUUGUACAAAAUCAAUUAACUAUAGAAGAAUUCGAACAAUCUAUUCUAAAGGAUAGAAGUCGUUUACAAAACUUAGCAUUCCAAUAUCAUGUUCAAUUGGAAGAACUUGAAAACUUUAUAAGAAAUGAAAUAAAUCGAUUGAAAAUACAAAAUACUGAGAGUAUUGGUGAGCUUAAAAAAUGGCAGGAACAUGAACGUCAUAAUUUAGAACAAAUUGUUUUGCAAAAUCAUUUGACUUUAGAAGAAUUAAAAAAACAAACUAUCGAAGACAGACAAUUUCUACAAAAUUUGGCAGUUCAAUACCACACAAACAUGAAAGAAAUCGAACAGUUUAUUAUAUCAGAAAUUAAUAGAUUACAUAGUUUAGGAUUUGUUAAAGUCACUGAAGAAAUAGUUGAAGAAGAAGAAACAUUAACCGAUUGGCAAGAACAAGAACGUCAAAAUUUAUAUGCACUUGUUACACAGAAUCACAUAUCAAUUGAAGAAUUAGAACAAAAAAUCAAAAACGAUCGAUAUCGAUUGGAAAAACUUGCCUAUCAAUAUCAUAUAACUGUAGAAGAAAUUGAGGAAUGGUUCAAAAAAGAACUCGAACGUUUGUUACAACAGAAUCUGAUUUACCAAACUGAAAUUCUUUUAGAUUGGCAAAAAAAAGAACGUGAAUAUAUACAAAAAAUACUUAAUCAACAAGCAUGGACUUACGAGGAACUUGAACAUAAACUAAAAUAUAACCAGGAAAGACUAAAAACUUUAGCCUUAGAAUAUCACAUCACAAUACAACAACUGAUUGAUUGGUAUACUGAAGAGCUUAAUAGAUUAAGAAGUAUUGGAGCAAUACUUAGUGAGAACCUUAUUGAAUGGCAGCGUUUGGAGAGAGAUCGAUUAUAUCACAUUGUUACACAUCACACAUAUACUAUUCAACAAUUAGAAAGACUUUUAUGGGAAACUGAAGACAAUUUAAUACGCCUUGCACAAAAUUAUCAAACAUCUGUUAUUGAGUUAAGAGAAUUCCAAAAGAAAGAACUUGAACGAUUAUUAAGUUUAGGAUUGAUUUCAAGUUUAAAUACUGGUGAAUUAUUUGAUUGGCAGAAACAGGAACGAAGACGAUUAAAUUUAAUUGUAAAAGAAUUCAUAAUAAGCGAAGAAGAAUUUUCAGAAUAUUUACGAUAUGAUAGAGAAUUUCAUUCUGAACUUGCCAAAAAAUAUGGUAUAUCUUUAGAAAUUUUGGAAGCUUGGCAUCUAGAAGAAAUAAAACGUUUACAUGAUGAAGGUAAAUUCGAUACCACAAUUUUAAUAAACUUAACAUAUUGGCAGAAACGUGAACGCGACCGCUUGUAUAUGCUAAUAAGAAAUCAACAAAUAACUAUUAAUGAUCUAAUUAAAUGGCAAAGUGAUUUACAAAAUCUUCAAAAUAUUGCAAAUCAGUAUAGUAUACAUGUAGAAGAGCUUAGAAGAUGGCAAAUUAAAGAAUUAAAUCGGCUAUAUAAAUUAGCAAGAUACUAUCGUAUGUCUAUUACGGAAUUAGCUGAAUUCCGUCAAAGUGAAUUAAAUCGUUUAAGAAUGUUGGCACAUAGUGUUAGUAUCGCUAAUGAUGAAUAUGCUGCAUGGCUUGAACAAGAAAAACAUCGUUUCCAAUUAUUAUCAGAACGUUAUAGAUUAUCUUUAGUGGCAUUAGAUAAUUGGAGAAGAAUACUAUUUUUACUUUGUCAAGGUUUAUUACAUAGAAAUUAUGAUCUUGAAGGUGGUCAAUUACUUGAUCAAAAAUAUAAUGUAACUGGAAAACAUAAUAUAUCAAUUAGUUAUGAUCGUGGUGAUCAGCCACCAAAUCUUUAUUUAGAAGAUUAUGAUGAACAAGAACCCUAUAUUUAUGGGCAAAAACCAACUGUUGGACCAGUUCAAGAAAGAGAACCAACAACUGCUCGACCUAUAUAUAGACCAAUGCAACCAUCAGCACAAAUAAGAAAUCCACCACCAGCACCACCAGUUCCGAUUCCGACUGGUAUAACUGACACUUAUACACGUACACAUCGUAAAAAAGUAACAACACAAACAUAUACAGUUCCAGUUCUAAUGCAUGAAAAUCAAGGAAUAACAGCAGGAAAUUCUUAUAAUUAUAAUUCUAAUUUACCUGUUGGAGCAAAUAUAUAUCAUGAUAAUCAACAUAAUUAUAGAAAUAAUCCAGAUAGAGCAGCUAGAUCAUCAUCUUUAGAGAAUAAUAAAAAUAAUGAAAAUGAACAAAAUGUUGAAAUUGAAUCUUUUAAUGAUAAUGAUUAUAAUGAUGGCCAACAAAGAAUAUUAUCAGCUAAUCUUGAAGAUUUUGGACAACAACAUAUUGAAGGUUUUGAUCAGCAACGUUUUGAAAAUAUUGAACAACAACAUCUUGAACAAGCAAAUCUCAAUAUAAGAAAUGAUGAAUAUAGUGGAAUGGCACAACCUCAUGAACCUUUUUCUGACAAAUAUACGGAAAAACAAGAAAUUGCCGUAGAAGCCCAACCAGUUGAACAACAAUCACCAGGUUUUUGGGGAAAAAUUAAGAAAAAAACUAAAGAUUUCUUUGGUUAAAAGCGAUUAAUCUUUAUUUUAAUUUAAAAUUAAUAAAAAUAUCUAAAUCUAAAUAUAUUUUAAGUUUAAUUUGGAAAAAUUUCAAUUCAUUCAUCAAUAAAUUAAAAUAUCGCAUAUAAUAAGCAUAACUAUGUGUAAAAUUUCUAUAAAGAAUUAAAAGGAAUGAAUUUUUAUUUUUUUUUUAUUAAUAAAAUAAAAUUAUUGUUAUACCAUACUUAAGAUUACAUGUUCAUUUCGCCAUUUUAACGUUAUAAAAUUAAAAUUAUUUAA
Condylostylus longicornis is the source of this 5416-nucleotide messenger RNA. Its product is annotated as tiggrin. The record is from RefSeq and is a predicted model, not a curated record. The transcript has 3 exons. Bases 74 to 5146 code for a protein of 1690 amino acids. Lineage: Eukaryota; Metazoa; Arthropoda; Insecta; Diptera; Dolichopodidae.